Molecule: messenger RNA, 3217 nt
Organism: Belonocnema kinseyi
Lineage: Eukaryota; Metazoa; Arthropoda; Insecta; Hymenoptera; Cynipidae
Product: protein cab-1
Exons: 9
Coding region: 257-1582 (441 amino acids)
Cellular component (GO): membrane
Source: RefSeq, a predicted model, not a curated record
UUUACGUUAUAGACAAUUCCAGCAUUAAAAACUUGUGGAAAAGUAGAUCCAAUUGAAGAUGGAAGGUGGUGCUGAGCUUUAUGGCGGCUGAUACCGAAUGUAGUAUUGAUUACGAGUGGUAAAAACCGCGCAAACUCUCUGCUAGCUGAAUGAAUGACGCGUUUACAUAUGGCACCGACAAUUCAUAAACGAUACAGGUGUGGAUAAAGCUGUGAAAAUAUCAGCUGUAUGCUGGUCAAACGGUGCAAAGACGAAGAUGAAAUUCAAGUUCUUUCGCUCGACUUUCCUGCUACCAUUCGGAAUGCUCAUUAGUCUCACCACUGGAGAACUUGAGUUCUAUCAAGAUACUGUACCAAAGAUGGCAGAUGACAUUACGUUCGAGCAGCUAGCUAGAUUAUAUCUAGAAGCUCGUAAUCAUCAGCAACGUGGAAUACAACAUGUUCAUAUACCUUUACACUUGAAUCCAAGAUUUCACAAAGAUCAUCGAUUUGACUAUUUAUUGCAGAAAGAGAGGGGUGGCUUCGAUGCGCGGGAGAUACCUAAUCUAAUCGAUCUGCUGCAGAAACAAAAUCUAAAUCCAAUAGAGUACAUACAGCAGAUUCAUCGUAAUGAUUUGCCACACGUUAGGUACAUUCCGAGCUUGGAUCGUUAUCAAGAGUAUGAUCCUUUCAAGCAGGAAGCAGAGCUUGAGAAAGGAAUGAAGGAGGGGCCAUUUAUAGAUUACUCCGGGAAUUACGUGAAAUUGAAUGAAGGAGGAGAGCUAAAACACUUGGAACGGAUAGGGCAACACGAACAACACUUUCAGAGAACACCCGAAUUUACCUUUGCUUUUGGCGAACCCGAUCUCAGCGAAAAGCAUCCAUUUGCUCUAAGACCAAAUGAUCCUCGCUACUACCAAGAAGCACCCUUUUCCCACUUCACUGAGGAUGACGAUGAUAAUAAGAAGAAAUACCCAAGUAUACAACAAUUUGUAGAAGAACCAAAGAAAGUCCUUUCGACGCUAGAUAUGAAAAUGAAACAGAAUGAAAUCUCUCAGGAAGAUAAAAAUUAUGAAGAAAUAAUUAAUCUGCCUGAACCUCACAGAAGAGCGGAUAACAAUCCGCUGGUUUUAUCCGUCGGAAGGGCAGAAAAUGAUGACAUUUAUUUCAUCGCUGUUGUUGCUGGAUGCAGUGCAGCUGCCAUGUUUGCUUUGGUUCUAGUCAGUUUAACAUGGUGCAGAAUUCAACGGGUUGCAAAAGCAGCAGCUGACAUUGAAUAUCCAGCGUAUGGAGUGACAGGUCCAAAUAAAGAUGUAUCACCUUCCGGUGAUCAGCGGCUCGCUCAGUCGGCCCAGAUGUAUCACUUCCAACAUCAAAAGCAACAGAUUAUUGCUAUGGAAAAUCGAGCAUCCGCGAACCGAGAUCCAGGUUCUGUUUCUGAGGCAGAAAGUGAUGAAGAAAAUGAAGAGGGAGACUACACUGUCUAUGAAUGUCCGGGUCUCGCUCCAACUGGUGAGAUGGAGGUGAAGAAUCCGCUCUUUCACGAUGAUCCAACUCCGGCAACGCCCAUGACGCCGGCCCAAAUAAAGAGAGAAGACCACUAACUUACACGUGCGUUUUAGGUAAUGGUCUGAAAUCUAAAUCCCAUCCUGGGGUUUAGCUCACUUUUACUUGUCAUAUCGAAGAAGAUCCUUAUCCAUAUACUGAAUAUAUACAAUUUUACCAUUUAUAUGAAAUACAACGUAUAUCCUAAACAUAAAUCACAAAGAAACAAUGGAAUACGAUAUUUCCCUCAAAUAUCGCUAUUCCAUUUGUCGGACUGAUGGAUGAAGAUCGCAAUUUUUUACCUCAUAUACAAGCACAUACGCAUACUUUUGCAACAACAAAACCACGAAAAGAACUAAACCUCUGCAUUUUUCCUGGCUUUUUUAUACAAUGAGUAACCACAGUUUGUGUUGCAUAUGAAAGUAAAAGAUUGUAAAACAUGUUUGAGUUGGGGUUUGUUAACUCAAUACAUGUGUGUGACGGAUUUAACAAUCACACAAUAAUGAUUUGUAAAAAAACGAAUGUGAAAUUGGUUUGUAAUCGUAACUUUCGAUUGAUGUGUAAUCGUUCGGUAUUUUAUUUGAGUGAGUCCUGCCUCGAAAUUAUACCUCAAGAUGCUAUCAUGCGCUUCCGAGCGUUUCGUUGCAAAUUUUGCAUCGGCACAUAUGUAGGCCUAUCGUAGAACUUAGGAAAAAAAAUUUCAAACACGUAUCGAUGAGCUUUAGCAAGCUGAAUUGAUGUCCGCCCGUGGCGUCAAUAUAAUCACAAACGUACAAUUAUUUCUCUCUAUACCCUGGAAACAGGAAUAGAUCGAAUGGCAAAUAUUUGAAUCGGAGAAUUUAAGAAUGCUGAUUUACGCUAAUUGCGGCCUAUUCGAUUGUUAAAUUUUUGGUCGCUCUUAUAAAUUUAAUUAUUUCAAUCUGUCACCAUACAGGGACCACUGGUUCAGACAAGUUUUUGUUUAAUUAUUUUUCUUUUUUGUAAUCGGCCGAUUAAAAUGAUUAAAGUUCGCGUGAAUCGCAAUUCAAAAAUUCUCCGAAUCAAAUAAUUUCCAUUCAAUCGAUUUUUUUAUCUAGGUACACCUCAUGACAAUUUUGUGUUAUAUACUCUUAAUUUUAAAUAUGCAUUUUAAAAGACAUUCCAAAGGAGGGCCGGUUCGAGAUAAUAGUCCGUAAAAGUGCCAAAGAGUCAAUGAAUUGACUGUUCAGCGAUUAGACGUUUCCUAUGGCUAAGUUGCCCUUAUAUUUUUUAUAAUAUCAACAGUUUAUCAAUCUAUUAAAUUAUUAUGGGCUCUACUGUCGAAUUGGAAAAUAUAGGCAAUCCUCUGAAAUGAAAAAAGAUAAAAUCGUGAUCAAACUUCAAAUCCUUAUUGAAUUUUCUUUAAAUUUUGCUUAGACUUGUAUCGAUGAUGUCUAUAUUUUCUGAUCCGAUUAUUAAAUGGUUUGCAUUUCUUGAUAGUGAGAUGUUCUUUCAAGUAAAAGUACAAAAAUCUCUCGCUUUUGGUCAAGUAUGAACUGAAGGCUUGAUUAGAAAUUAAGUGUUUCUCUUAUUUUCCAGACUUUUAUAUAAAUAUGUUUUAUUAUAUUUUUAUCGAGAUUUAAUUAAAAAAUUAAGAUUCGAGAAGUACCUAACUUCUACAAUCUGAGUACACAAAUUAUUGCAAUGAUCGACACUUUUAAAUUAUAAUUUAAGAU